Molecule: messenger RNA, 2589 nt
Organism: Lachancea meyersii CBS 8951
Lineage: Eukaryota; Fungi; Ascomycota; Saccharomycetes; Saccharomycetales; Saccharomycetaceae
Source: the annotation of a GenBank genome assembly
AUGUCGAGCGUAGCUUCUCACCAGUCAAACAAGCGUUCUAUUUCGUCCGCUAUAGCGAGUUUUUUCAAGAAAGAAACUCCGGCGGAUUACUAUAGCUCUGGCGAGUCCGUUAAACCCAGUUCAAUAACGGCCAAUUUCGAGGAUGUAGAUACAACAGACCUGCCAUCCGUGCCUGACUUGGUUCUCUUCGAGUCCGAAAACGGAAAAAGACCGCUAUUGCUUCCCAUCAUUCCGCUACAGAGACUCAAAAUCUUGCGCCAAAAACAGUAUCUACGGCAUCUGCAAGACUCACAACUGUGUCAGCUCAACAGGAGUGUCGGCACCACUAAACCCACACAGCUAGCUGCUAACCAAUUGGUACCGUUAAGGUCUCUGAAAAGAAAGCCUCUCAGUAAAACAGAGCGUACCAAACUGUUAUCGAAAAAUCCACAUUCCAAAAACAGGUCCUGCCUGGGGAAACGAUGGACAGGCGACUUUGAAUACGAUCUUUCCGAGUAUAAUACUGUUAAAAAGCCUAAAGUAUCGAAAACCAGCAGCAGCAGCGGUAACGAGGAUCCGACAUCAGGCCUAGAGUCUCCAAGACUCUCUCCAGGAGUGCUCAAAAAGGGUACAAUGGGCGGGAAACGGAUUACCUCGAACGGUCUCUCAAAAACGCAACUGAGUCUUCUGAAUGGGAAAUCCUUAGCAGAUUUGACAUCUACUAAAGCAUCAGAUACAAAGAUUAUACCUCCGGCAAAAGAAACCGAUCCCAAGAAGACAAAACCAUUUUUGGCUCUGCCCAGUUCAGGAUUCGACUUCCUGAAACCAAAAGACGACAUGGACCAAAAGCCAACAGAAACCGCCAACUCUGAUGCCUCUAAAGUCUCGAUACAACCCUUGUCGAAUUCGUCCUUAGCAGACACCACAAACGCUGCUUCUGCUCCCGCAAAGAGCUCUUUCUCUUUUGGCAAGGCGAAUUCCACAGAGACCACUGUUGAACCCAAGCUUUUAUCAACUGGCGUCAACGAUGAAAGUUCUCCAUCGGCAGCUCAAGACAACAACGACUCAAUCAAGCAGUCCAAGCCCAUCUUCAGUUUUGGGAAACCAGCUACCAAUCAGAAUGAUUUAGAGUCUAAGCAGAAUGAUGCAAACGGUUUAUCUACUUCACUAGGUCAAUCUUCUCUUCCUCCCAAACAAUCCUACACUUUUAAGCCUGCAGAGAAAGAACCACAGCCAAAUGCAAGCACGCCAGCUGCGGGCACAGCAAAAGAUACCUUGGCUUCCAAACCCGCAUUCGACUUUGGCGCUCCAAAAAGUUCUAAACCUGCGUUCGACUUCGGAUCAGCAAGUUCUACCAAAACCUCGACCGCACCUGAAUCGGACUCCGCGUCUCGCCCCGCUGCCAACCUCACGUUCAGUUUCGGUGCCUCGAAGGAGAAACCAGACAUUGCUGCUGGCAACAACAUCAAGCCCCCAGCGGUGGAUGAAGUCAAAAAGGUUCCCUCUUUCAGUUUCGGUGCUUCAAAGGACACGUUGGGUGCCUCCAAAGACAAAAAAUCCACAUUCGGUGCCCCUAAGAAUAGUACGGAAACCAAUACGACAGCAUCAUCUACUCCUUUCACCUUCGGCGCUUCCAAAAAUACGGCGGACUCAUCAAAACCUGGCACCCCGUUUGAGUUCAGUAAACAAACCAAAGCGGCACCGGCAGAAAAUGCCCCCGGAGCGCAGCAGGUUCCAUCCUUCUCAUCCAAGAGAUCCUCAGAUCAAGCGACAGGAUCUGAUCAGAAGAAUUUUGCUCCCGGGCACUUAAGCUCAAACCCAGCGGUCGCAUCUCAAUCUUUCAGUUUUGGUCAAACUGCGGAGGCAAAUAAGCCAGCAAGGCCGACAUUUUCGUUCGGAAGUGGCCCACAAGCCAAUGCCAGGCCUUCAUCAGCGAGUGCUACUGGUUUUAAGUUUGAUACAAGCGCUUUAAAUCAAAGCACUUUAAAUCAAAGCACUAACAACAGUGAUCAGCCGAAGUCCUCAUUCUCCACCGGCUCGAGCAUGGGGGCGGGGAAGCCUGCCUUCAGUUUUGGGAACCCGAACUCCGGAGUUGCCGCACCGCAACCGCAACCAUCCACCUCAUCACUGGUACCGUCUUCACAAAAUAACGGCUUUAGUUUUGGUUCUGGGUCGACCACAGGUAACAACUCCCCUGCCUUUGGAGGCAGCACCAACAAUCAACCAGUUGCAUUUAACUUUGGUGCGGGAAAUACAACUGCAUCUUCAACUCCACCACCUUUUGGACUGUCGAAUGCUCCCAGUUUCUCAACAACAAACCCUCAAAGUAGGCCAUUUAGUCCCUCAAACAAUAUCAACAUUAAUUUCGGAGGUGUUGGAUCCCAGAAUCCAAGCUCGAUUUUCGGGGGAACCGCAGGGACAACACCGGCCCAAGUCUUUGGUGGUCCCGCACCCAACGCAGCCCAGCCCUUUGGCGGAGCAAACCAGAAUCCGGCUCAAAUUUUUGGAGGAUCAAACAUGGGCGGUCUGCCUCAGCCGCAAGGUCAAACUCCAAUGUUAAACCUUCCCCCAGGCAGGAAGCUUGCCAGGAUGCGGGCGAGAAGAGGUUGA